Messenger RNA from Tribolium madens (black flour beetle), 1427 nucleotides. RefSeq names its product serine protease 7-like. The coding region runs from base 109 to 1107 and encodes 332 amino acids. The record is from RefSeq and is a predicted model, not a curated record. The transcript is spliced from 6 exons. Gene Ontology annotation, molecular function: serine-type endopeptidase activity. Lineage: Eukaryota; Metazoa; Arthropoda; Insecta; Coleoptera; Tenebrionidae. Gene Ontology annotation, biological process: proteolysis.
GAUAAAAAUUUAUGAGAUAGUUAAUAUUUAUAUAAAUUCAAUUCGAAUCAGAGGUUAUCGGAAACUAGUUGCGAUAGUCAUUUAUUGAGUGAUACACAGUCUUCAACAAUGGUAUUGUUUUUAAUAAUUCUAUUUUUCACACCUACAAUCAUAGCUUACCAACACUGUCAAACACCUAACCAGCAACCAGGCAAAUGUGUCAUAAUAAAUCAAUGCCCACACUUAUUUUCUGCAGUUUUACAAAACGCAACAAAUGAAGAACCAAGAAAGCUUAUCCAAAAGUCUUACUGUGGUCUUGAGUCUCUUUUAUUUCCUAAAGUUUGCUGUCCUUUAGAAGCAAUUGAAUUUCUAGAACAAAGUGGAGCAAUUUCUCACAAUAAAUAUUCAUCUAAAUGUGGGUUGCAUAUGCCAGAUGGACCAUCAGACCCAUGGCUUGCUUUAUUAGAAUAUGAAAAAAGUGGUGGGGAACGUGAAUUUUUAUGUGGAGGUGUAUUGAUUAAUAAGAGAUAUGUUUUGACAACCGCCCAGUGUGUCACUCAAAAUGCCAAACUAGGGAACGUACAUUUAGGUGAUUAUAAAAAUACGGGGUUGGAAUUAGUUAUUCCGGUGGAUGGUGUCACUGUGCAUCCAGAUUACAAACUCAACGACCCACAUCAAUAUCAUGACAUUGCUUUAGUCCGAUUGAAACAAAAAGUUAACUUUAAAGAUGCAAAUGUUAGGCCAAUUUGUGUACCAAUGGAUAGUAGAAAAGUUUUUAUAGGAAAACCUUUACAGUUAGCUGGUUGGAGCAAAGUCGGUAACUUUUUAAAAAAGCGCGAUGGUAUUGCGACAGUUUGGAAUAAUUCUGAGUGUGCUUUGAUAUACAACACAACACAGAUUAAUUUAAGAAAUUCUCAGAUGUGUGCCGGCGGUAAAAAAUUGUUCUAUAGAGAUCAACAAAACAUAGAUAUGGGAGAAAUUGUAAUGCACGUUGCUAAAGAUGCUUCUUAUUAUGUUGAAGGAAUUCGUUCCAUUGCACCCACCUGUUGUGGAAAACAGGAUUAUCCUAAAGUUUACACAAGAGUAGCUAGUUACUUUACUUGGAUUAUGGACAAUUUAAAACCGUAAAUUUAGUAUUUUUAGGUAUUCAGUUUAUAGUACUAAGAAAAUAAUAGAGUUUUUGCAAACCGUAAAAAAGUUUAACGUAUUACGACAAAUGGCCGUUGCUAAGAAAUCAGAAAAUAAGACGUUUACGUAAACGUCUUUGAAUUAACGGAAUACACCUUUCGCCCUUGAAAGACGUACAUACACACGACAGUUAAAUGACGUUGUCGUUAAGGUUAACGUUAAACUAAACGAUUUGCAAAAACUCUCUAAUCACAUGCUAUUUUGUAAUUAUAUUUGCGAUUGGUAAAUAAAGAUAUGGCCAGAUUUGGAGCAAUUUUAAA